GCAUGGACAGUCUGGACGGAUGGGUCGCCGGUAAACGCGACGCCUUCGACGACAGCGAGAGCCACAAACUCAGAUUCAUCGUGGAGUGGAACGAGACCCAGACGAAGUUCGCGGUGACGUGUCAUAACCGGACGCUGCAGCGACGUGGCGACGCGAGCGGCAGCUGCGCGGGUCUGUUCUCCGGCGCGCAGCUGAGCGAUGCUGACGCGGCCUGCAGGCAGCUGGAGCGCUACUUCGGCGCCGCGGUGGACGCGUGCGGCCGCAAGAUCGUGCUGGACGCGCUCUUCAGCGUCACUGCGGCGGACGAACGCGAGUACUUCGAAAACCUGCAGGAGUUUAAAUGCAAAGCGAUGCGCGAUGAGAUGACGCGCGCCAAAGACACGCUGCGCGCGCAGCUGCAGACUCAUCCCAGCGCUGACGGGCUCCAGCGGCUGAUGAAGAUCUAUGAGGAGGAAGAUGAGGCUUACAGGGCAUUAGUGAGUGUGGCAACGCAGUUCUACCAGAACCUUCUGCAGCCUUUCAGAGACAUGCGAGAGAACGCACGCUCUACAAGACGGAGAUGCUGAAAUGUCUGCAGUAUGAGGAGCUGAGGCCGAAGCGUGUGAGUGAACUGUAGGCAGAGAUGAAUGACUGGAUUCAGCGCGGAGAAAAAGCUGUUCCGUGGGCUGUCUCCUGAGCUGCAGGAUGUUCAGGUGGAUGUAAGUCCCGCCCACUCACACCUGCCUGAAACAACUGGAGAGCAAAAGAGGA
This is a messenger RNA of Sinocyclocheilus anshuiensis, 750 nucleotides long. RefSeq names its product junction-mediating and -regulatory protein-like. The transcript is spliced from 3 exons. NCBI's taxonomy places the organism in Eukaryota, Metazoa, Chordata, Actinopteri, Cypriniformes, Cyprinidae. The record is from RefSeq and is a predicted model, not a curated record. Bases 3 to 566 code for a protein of 187 amino acids. Gene Ontology annotation, molecular function: Arp2/3 complex binding. Gene Ontology annotation, biological process: endoplasmic reticulum to Golgi vesicle-mediated transport; Arp2/3 complex-mediated actin nucleation. Gene Ontology annotation, cellular component: cytoplasm; endoplasmic reticulum-Golgi intermediate compartment membrane.